UAAGACGCCAUAAGCUCGUGGCCAUUUGAUGCUUUAAAAGCAAGCGCUAAAUUUAGAGAAGCAUUUUUCUACGUUCGUGAAACGGAAAAAUAAGCGUAUCGCAGUAAUGGCAAGAACUAAGCAGACCGCUCGUAAAUCCACCGGUGGCAAAGCCCCGAGGAAGCAGCUCGCAACCAAGGCCGCCCGGAAGAGCGCCCCAGCCACCGGUGGCGUCAAGAAGCCCCAUCGUUACAGGCCCGGGACUGUGGCUCUCCGCGAGAUCCGCCGUUAUCAGAAGUCCACCGAGCUGCUGAUCCGCAAACUGCCUUUCCAGCGUUUAGUCCGAGAAAUUGCCCAAGAUUUCAAGACGGAUCUGCGCUUCCAGAGCUCCGCUGUCAUGGCUCUGCAGGAGGCCAGCGAGGCUUAUUUGGUCGGCCUGUUUGAGGACACCAACCUGUGCGCCAUCCACGCCAAGAGAGUCACCAUCAUGCCCAAGGACAUUCAGCUGGCCCGCCGCAUCCGCGGAGAGCGCGCUUAAACCCGCAGCCGCUGCAUCAACCCCAUUAAACCCCAAAGGCUCUUUUAAGAGCCACCAAAAUUACACUGAAAGAUCAUUUUAGCUGUAAUGCUGAGGCUGAGUAUAACAGAUAAGUAGCGCUUUCUUAAUCCUCUAAGGAAUUAUAUUUUUUAGGUUUUUAUUGUAUUGUGUUGUUUUGUUUUUUUUUUUUUUUUUGUUUUGUUUUGUUUCACAAUUUCUGCCAAAAAAACAGAUGUUGAACACUGUUAGUGUUUCACAAUGACACACACUUGUAAGUAAAUAAAACAGAAUAAAUUACCAUACUUCCAAUAUACCAAUGUAUAAAAUUCAGCCAAGUGCAAUUACAUAAAUA
Molecule: messenger RNA, 869 nt
Organism: Labeo rohita (rohu)
Lineage: Eukaryota; Metazoa; Chordata; Actinopteri; Cypriniformes; Cyprinidae
Product: histone H3
Exons: 1
Coding region: 107-517 (136 amino acids)
Cellular component (GO): nucleosome
Molecular function (GO): structural constituent of chromatin; DNA binding; protein heterodimerization activity
Source: RefSeq, a predicted model, not a curated record